ACCUCUCCUCCAAACCCCAAAAUCUCUCUCUCUCUCUCUCUCUAACGCCUUGUUUGUUUGUGCUAAUUUUCAUCUCCUUCUAGAAAACCCCGAAAAUCUUCAACCGAAAUAUAGGCCGACACGUACUGAGAGCUAUACGAUUAUUGUUAGCACUCAUUUAGACUAUUCAAACAGCCUAGAAUUUCAACUGGCCCAAAGAAUUUAGAAUCUUUAAUUUCACCUGAUUGAUCCUUUUGGGUUAAAUUUUCAUACUGCCUGUUUCAAUAUGCCGCCGGCAGCCGGCGUUGUUGCGAAUUCCGAUCGAGUUCACUUUAUGCCUACAGCUGGUGGUGCUCCAGUGGUCCAACCACCUCCCAUGAUGUCUGAGACAUUUGCUAAGGAUGCCAUUUUAGCGUGGUUCAGGGGCGAGUUUGCCGCUGCGAAUGCGAUUAUUGAUGCGCUCUGUAACCAUAUUACUCAGCUGGAAGGCGGCCGAUCGGAAUACGAAUCUGUUUUCGCCGCCAUACAUCGCCGGAGACUGAAUUGGAUUCCAAUUCUUCAGAUGCAGAAGUAUUAUUCCAUUGCUGAUGUCACGCUUGAGCUCAAAAAAGUCGCCGCUAGAAAGGUGACGGACGUGGAACAGAGUGAUGUAAAAGAAGAAGAAAAGGAGAGUGAAGUGAAAGAAUUGCUUAAUGAAAAGGCUAAAUGUCAUGACGAAGAGUCGUUUGAGAACUCCGAAAAUGGAGGCGGUGAGGUGGUAGAUGAAGAUUCAAUCAGAGAGGAUUCAAAUGGAUCGCCGGAAAGUGAGAUCACGGAUACAGGAUCCCAAGAAGUACAGGAUUCUGUGGAACUUUGCUCAAACCAUGAAAAUUGUGAGACAAGGCAUGACCAGAUCAAGAUGACUAAGGGGUUUGUAUCAAAGGAACCAGUCAAAGGACAUAUGGUGAAUGUUGUAAGAGGUCUGAAGUUAUUCGAAGACAUAUUUACUCCGAAUGAACUCUCUAAGUUAGAUGACCUUGUGAAUGAACUUCGAGUUGCUGGUCAAAAUGGUGAACUCUCAGGUGAAACUUUUAUUUUGUACAACCAGCAGGUGAAGGGCAGCAAAAGAGAGCUGAUUCAACUCGGUGCACCAAUUUUUGGGCAUGUAAAAGAGGAUACCACAUAUCAAAAGAGUAACAAUGAGCCCAUUCCAGCUCUUCUGGAAGGUGUCAUAGACCACCUGAUUCAGUGGCAUCUAAUAUCAGAGAGUAGAAGACCUAACAGCUGCAUUAUCAACUUCUUUGAUGAGGGGGAGUAUUCGCAGCCUUUCCUGAAACCACCUCACUUGGAACAGCCAGUCUCCACCCUUCUCCUGGCUGAAUCAAUGAUGGCAUUUGGGCGAAGUCUUGUGAGCGAUAGUGAAGGGAACUACAAAGGAUCGCUCAUGCUUUCUCUUAAAGAGGGGUCUCUUUUGGUCAUGAGGGGGAAUAGUGCUGAUAUGGCCAGGCAUGCCAUGUGCUCAUCUCCUAACAAAAGAGUUACAAUUACAUUCUUUAAAGUCAGAACAGAGAUUGGAAACAAUUUUCCAGAAGUUGCUCCUCUGACUAGAGCCAUGACCUUAUGGCAACCUGGUGUUCCAACACAAUAUGCAACUGCAAAUGGAGUUCACAAUGGUUAUGAGCCAAUGGAUGUGAUCCCCAAAUGGGGUGUCCUUCGAGCUCCGAUGGUUAUGCUAGCACCAGUGGCGCGUCCACUAGUUAUGAGCCCCCGAAAGGCUCCUCGUGGUGGUACUGGUGUAUUUUUGCCAUGGAAUGGUGGAUCCAGAAAACCUGCAAAGCAUCUUCCGCCGCGUGCUCAAAGAGGACGGUUCCUUGCACUGCCUACCCCUAGUGACUCACCUAAAUCAGAGACCACUUCAGAACCAAGUUUGGAUCUUGAUGGGAAAUCACCAUAGAUUCUCCAGUUUGAAGUCUUUAAACACCCUUUGUAGCUGAAGGGGCUUUCUCCUACUGUGUACAAUGAGUGAGAAUGAAUUUGCUUUCUUUUUUCUUAUGGUUUUCACAAGGAUUUUCCUUCUUUUUUAAGGUAGACAUUAGGCGUUGGCUGCUAUACCUGUCCACCUAUGCCAGCCAUGGUAGGCUUUAGAGAUAACUACUAGCUUAGGUAAAUGGAGUGUGUAUUAGCCAAGCAACAGGCUGAAUUUUGUAUUUAAGGUUUUGUUUUCAACAUCCAUCUCUCUAAGAUCAGUAGGGGAUCAUUUUAGGUAAA
Molecule: messenger RNA, 2226 nt
Organism: Nicotiana tabacum (common tobacco)
Lineage: Eukaryota; Viridiplantae; Streptophyta; Magnoliopsida; Solanales; Solanaceae
Product: RNA demethylase ALKBH10B
Biological process (GO): mRNA catabolic process
Molecular function (GO): demethylase activity; mRNA binding
Source: RefSeq, a predicted model, not a curated record